Rhododendron vialii is the source of this 3523-nucleotide messenger RNA. Its product is annotated as probable ubiquitin-like-specific protease 2B. Gene Ontology annotation, molecular function: cysteine-type peptidase activity. The record is from RefSeq and is a predicted model, not a curated record. The transcript is spliced from 17 exons. Gene Ontology annotation, biological process: proteolysis. NCBI's taxonomy places the organism in Eukaryota, Viridiplantae, Streptophyta, Magnoliopsida, Ericales, Ericaceae. Bases 275 to 3316 code for a protein of 1013 amino acids.
AUGUCCUCGGCCUUUACUGCCUGCCUAGCGUCCUACAGAGUCAAAGUCUACCAUCGCUCUCUCUCUCUCUCUCUGAAAUCUCAAUCGACGACAAUGUCCGAACCCCUCCCCUCGUUCGUCACGCACAAUAAACCCUAAUUCCUCCUUCCCCGCUCGAAAUUCCGAUCCAACACAGUGAUCGCUCCAUAAAACCCUAGCUUUAUUAUCGACGGACCCCGUCGAUCCCUGUUCCUGUCGCCCUCUGAUCUCCCUGUUCGAUUCCUCUCACCUACGUAUGCGAAUGAAGAGCGAUUGCAAGAGCUUUCAAGUCUUCGAUUUCAGCGCGGAAGAUGAACUCGCCGAGUUGGCCUCGGCCAAGUUACUCAGCAAAUACACAAACCCUAGCGCCGCCGUCGACAAGUAUAGUUUCCUCCAAAGCGUUGCACAGGGAACCAAUUUUCAAUCAAAAGAUAUGAGUAGUUUACCAUGUGUGGAUGUCGAUGGGGAUGAGAAUGAUCAGAAUUGUGACAAUGCUUUCUCACGUAUCCAUCUUGGCUCGGAUGGGGAAAACCCUGUUACCAAACAGGCGGGCGGGUUAAGUGAUUUUGGUUUAUUUAAUUCCGUGAGCGACAAGCACCACCCACAAGUUAUGCUGGAUGAAUUUAAGCCAGGAAGUUUCGCUGUUCAACUGGAAUCUAGGUCUUCAAGCCCUGAAGCAGCUUCACCCUACAACAGCAGUCAAUUAAAUUGUGCCCUUCAAGAUUCUCAAUCUAAUGAUGAGUCAGUUGAUGUGAUUCCGGAUGCUGAUGAAAGCAUGAGUGCGGAUUCUGCAUCAACUUCUUCUCAUAUCCUAGAAGAUGAGGUUGCGUUAGAUGGGUAUGAGCAUGGGCAUGGGCAUGUGCCAUCAUCUGGUCAUUGCCUCGGCACUUGGGAAAUGGGCAACAGGAAUGUGGCAGUUCUUUGUCCAGAUUAUGUUGUAUAUCGUGGUAGAUAUUGUACAGAGUCUGUGUUAACUUUUACCAGCAGUUGCGUUGAACUGAAGGGUUCAACUAGCGACGGUAAUGAAGGAACCUUUAGCUUUCAAUGGGGAAUCGAUGAUAUUGUUAAUAUUGAUUCACGGUGGUCUGAAAGGCUUCGCGUGGCUAUGGUAAAACUUCGCUUGAUAUCGAAAGAUGAAAUGCACGCCAAAGGUGGACAAGGCACUUCAGGCAUUGAGGAGUUGCAAUUUGCUGCAGCUGAACUAAAUUGGUACAAGAAGCAGGAAGAGAUAAUGUCUUUGGAUAUGAGAUAUAGGGCUCAAUGGAAUGUUGGUUCUGACUCGCCCCAUGGUAUAAGGUUGCCGGAUGAUAACAUUGCAACUCGAAUUCAGGCAUUGGAGGGGAAGAAGUUCUUUCACCGUCAAAUAGGGUGGGCUGAUUGCUACUAUCUCAUGGGAGGGGAUGGAGAGGCUUUACCUGGGCUUAAUGGGAUACGCAUUCCAAAGAAAAGUUAUUUGGCCAAUUUUGAUGAGCCUUUUGAGGAAGUUGUCUAUCCGAAGGGUGAUUCUGAUGCUGUUACAAUUAGUAAGCAGGAUGUUGACUUAUUACAGCCAGACACAUUUGUCAAUGAUACAAUCAUUGACUUUUAUAUCAAAUAUCUGAAAAAUGAAAUACAACCGUCAGAGAGGCACAGGUUCCAUUUUUUCAAUAGUUUCUUCUUUCGGAAGCUGAUCGACCUUGACAAAGAUCCAUCGAGUGCUUUUGAGGGCAGGGCUGCUUUUCAGCGUGUUCGUAAAUGGACAAGAAAAGUGAAUCUGUUUGAAAAGGAUUAUGUGUUUAUUCCCAUAAACUUUAAUUACCACUGGAGUUUAAUAGUGAUAUGUCAUCCGGGUGAAGUUGCUAAGUUUCAAGAUGAAGAUAUGGAGAAGCCACUUAAAGUACCAUGCAUACUGCAUAUGGAUUCUAUUAAGGGAAGUCAUACUGGUCUCAAAGACCUUGUUCAGAGUUACCUGUGGGAGGAGUGGAAAGAAAAGCACAAGGAGACUUGUGAAGAUAUUUCCUCAAAAUUUUUCAAUUUGAGAUUUGUCCCAUUGGAGCUACCACAGCAGCAAAAUUCAUUCGACUGUGGCCUGUUCUUGCUUCACUAUGUGGAGCGCUUUUUAAAGGAUGCUCCACUUAGCUUCAGUCCAUUCAAAAUAUCAAAGUUCUCCUCCUUCCUUAAUGGGGAUUGGUUUCCGGCCGCUGAGCCUUCUCUAAAGCGUGUUCAAAUCCAGAAUCUAAUCUGUGACAUCCUUGAAAAGGAAAAUUCUCCUGCUGCCUGCAGUGGAAAUCCUUGUUCCUCUGUUUCUAACUACCCGGCGAGUAAUAGCGAGAUUGAAACUGGUGUGGAGUUGAUUUCAGAGAGAUGCAGUCCUUCAAAGAGGUGUCGUGGGAAAUUAUCUAGUUCUCCAGAGGGUGACGGGAUUGAAAUUACUCUCUUACCCUCAUCUUCUCAAUGUGCUGGUGAUUCAGGCUUGGUUUUGAGGGAGUUUUUCGAGGAAGGAGCUACUACAGGAUCAUUUCUUCAUGGACAGUUUCCGACUUUUGACCGAGCAGCAUCUUUUAGUGAGUUUAAUGGUGUCAUGUCAGCAAUGGAGGAGGAUGUUGAAGCUGGUGGGAACUUUAUCUAUUCGCAGUCAGACGAAACUGCAACUUGUGUUUUUCCCUACUCGUCCGGAGAUUUCAGAGCAGAGACCUCCUGCAACCCAGGAGUUCACCAAUCCGGAGAGGAAAAUAUUGACCCAUCCCUUGAAACAGGAGAGGAAAAUAUUGACCCAUCCCUUGAAACACCGGUUUGUGCCUCCGAUGAUAACUCCUCAGAAGUCGAGUUUCAGGAAGAUAACACGGAAAAUCCAAGUACUGAAGAGAAAAUAGUUCAACCAAUAUCUCCACUGAUGGAAAACGUGGAGCGCCUGACGGAAAGCCUCGCUGCUGCUCCUAGUGAGAUUUUUGAUGUUGUGGAUUCUCAGUCCUCUGAUCAUAUGCUUAACUCUAAUGGCAAUGUUGAUCAUCACAUCUCUCGUCCAAAAGUUCUACCCGAAUUGGACCAAAAAAAUGGAGAAAUUACGGGUGGUGGGGUGUGUUUGGUUGUUGAUAAUUUAGUUUCUGAGACCGAUGGGCUAGAGGUUUCAGAUGGGAUUAACGGUAAAUUGGUGAUAGAAUCUGUUAAUGAGACAGCUGCCAAAAGGAUUGGUGGUGAUAUAAUGCCGGAAUCAGAUGAGCUACAGCCUUCUAAAAGACAUGGUGAUGAUAUAAUGCCGGAAUCAGAUGAGCAACAGCCUUCUAAAAGACUGCGCCUUUCAAAUGAUUUGCACUUGUAAAUUGGGCUGCUAGGUCGUCUUUCUUGUUGCUUUGGGUUUCCAUUUUACUUUGCCCCUCUUGUAGGCCUAAAUUAGGAUAUCACUAGGAUAUUGAAUGGUAUGGUGUGAAUAGUGUGAUGAUUUUGUAUGGACAAUGAGCGAGGCUCAAGGCUACAUUUAAGUUGGGGAAUGGGAAUGAUAUAUAUAACCACUUGGAUUUUUGUAUUA